Messenger RNA from Dunckerocampus dactyliophorus (ringed pipefish), 2035 nucleotides. It is a transcript of the gene rap1gapl, whose product is annotated as RAP1 GTPase activating protein-like. Gene Ontology annotation, molecular function: GTPase activator activity. Gene Ontology annotation, biological process: activation of GTPase activity; regulation of small GTPase mediated signal transduction. The transcript is spliced from 20 exons. The record is from RefSeq and is a predicted model, not a curated record. NCBI's taxonomy places the organism in Eukaryota, Metazoa, Chordata, Actinopteri, Syngnathiformes, Syngnathidae. Gene Ontology annotation, cellular component: cytoplasm. The coding region runs from base 143 to 1825 and encodes 560 amino acids.
ACAAGCGUGUUUGAGACUUGACGGCAGAAGCCAGUUUGUGGUAUUUGUGGUGUCCUGCGACUGUGCUUUAAGCUGCAUGAAUGACAGCAGGACAGAAAAGAAAGAGUGACGGGAAGCUUUAAAUGAGAGAGAGAGUACAAACAUGGAGGGAGAAAGGAGAGAAGACGCAUCCUUCUCAAGAAAGAGAAGCUUCACUUUUGGAGCUUAUGGAAGGGUUUUUCACUUUCUUGUUUACAGUGUGGACACUGAGUCAGGAGCUGAACCUGCAGAGGACAAAACAGUGGACAUGUUGGAAUCUCCUGUCAAUGAGAGGAAGUCAAUCCUCUCUGCAAGCAACAGCCAGAAGGAAACGGAGCUGUUUGAAAUCAUAGAAAAACUCCAGGGCAGCAGACUUGAUGAGCAGCGAUGUGAGUUCCCUCUACCUCUUAAGUCUCAGCUUUUAAUGAUAGGUGGAGAGCUGCCAGUCAUCCUCCCGUCAAAGCUGGGGGGCUACUGGAUAGACCCUCCUUUGGAGAGGCUUGCAGAUGUCAGUCCCACCUCCUCUCAUCACGGCCUCCACGCAGACGGUUACGAAAUCAUGGAAAGAGACGGCGAGGCCAAAAUUUACCACCAGUUCUUCCGCUCACGGUAUCACCAUUCAUUCACAGCAGUGGAUCCUUCUUUAGGGCCUCUGGUUCUGUCUGUGUGUUUGGAGGAAGAGGACAAUCGGAUGCGAGUCAUACUAAGAAUGAAAGAGUGCUCUCUGCAUGGAGUUUUCUCCCUGACGCUUUUUCCCGGCAUUCCUUCAGCUGUGGAACUGGCAAAGAUGCUAUGUGACAAAGUGACUGUCUCAAAGUUUGAAGUCGUCAGCUACCUCAGGGCUCCUGUGCUAAUAAGUGCAUUCGAUGAGCACAGAGUGUCUUCUAAUUUCAAGUUUGGCGUGUUGUACCAGAAGGAGGAUCAGUUCACUGAGGAGGACAUACUUGGUAACGACGAGGAAAGUGAAGAGUUUACAGAGUUCCUGUCUAUUUUGGGGGACACUGUUCAACUGCAAGGCUUCACUGGCUUCAGAGGAGGCCUUGAUGUGUGUCACGGCCAGACAGGAAGCGAAGCAGUGGUUACUUCCUUUCAUGGGAAAGAAAUCAUGUUCCACGUGGCGACCAAGCUGCCCUUCACCGAUGGCGACCCACAGCAAUUACAAAGAAAGAGACACAUCGGCAAUGACAUUGUGGCACUGGUCUACCAGGAGGGUCAAACACCUUUCCUAGCUGAUGUCAUUAAGUCACACUUCCUGCACUGCUUCAUCGUGGUCCGGAGGGCUCAGAGGAAGGAGACGAGAGACACAGGCCAAGCUGCGUACCAGAUAUGCAUUACAGCCAGAGAAGAUGUUCCCCCAUUUGGUCCUGUCCUCCCUGAACCCCCCAUCUUCACUGAUCGCACCCUGCUGAGAGAAUUCCUCCUGACCAAGCUCAUCAAUGCAGAGAUUUCCUGCUAUAAAGCGGAGCAGUUCAGCAGACUGGAGCUGCGCACUCGCUCAUCACUUCUGGAGAGUCUGCAGGCAGAGCUCUCCACUCGUUCCCAGUGCAUGAUGGGAGAGCCGUCACCUUCUUCAAGUGCUGAGAGUGUCAGGGGGGUGCCUGAAGGGAGUGGGGGUUUUAUUGAGAACUUUAAGAGAGCCAUCAGAGUGAGGAGCCACUCAUUCGAGACCCUCAGUGUGCCCAGGAAGAUUAGUGGCAUCUCACCACAGAAGCCUAAGGCAGAGAGGGAUGCAGAGAGCGACAAAAUAUUCGACUGCUUGGGACCGGCGGAGGUCAGAGAUCAAGCAAGCCCUCAAGAGGAGACGUAGACCAUUUUGCAGACUUUAGACGUUAAUAGUGCACAUAUAGACAUCAACAGCCUGUAUGUUCACCUUACUGCCCGUGUGGAUGACUCAUGUAAAUAGAGAGUAAAGGUAGUAUCGCUACUGAUGUGAUUAUUUCACUGUAAUGGCAGUGAUUUUUGUGGCUUAAGAAAAUAUAAAUUAUAUUUCAGUUAAAUAUAUAAUAAAUAAAAGGCC